Trichobilharzia szidati is the source of this 2235-nucleotide messenger RNA. The record is from the annotation of a GenBank genome assembly. Lineage: Eukaryota; Metazoa; Platyhelminthes; Trematoda; Strigeidida; Schistosomatidae.
AUGCCAUCCGUUGAAACAGGAAAUACUAGUGAAUACUACAAAUUAAUCAAUUCCACAUCAUCAGCUAUGUUUUCCGAUGUGUUUGAAUACAGUCGAAUCUUUGAGGAUGAUAAAAUCUUUAAAACUGAUAACACUUUCAAGGAAUUCACCGAUACUCCUGACUGGAUGUGCUCAGAACACACAAACACAAACAAUUUAUCUUCACCUUUUAACGACGAAUCAGCAUUUACUGAUCGCAUAAAAAAUGGUCCACCCAUGGAUAACUAUGGCGUAUAUCAAUAUCCUACCUACAAAUGGUCAACUAGUCAUUCGCUGAAGAAGCCCAGACUUCCUAUGGGUAACACAAAAAAUCGACCGGCUGGAUUACCUUCCAAUAAUAAUAAUAUUCCAAAUCAAAGUACAAUUUCUUCAAUGAGACCAACAAGUCUUGACUAUGCAACUCAGAGGAGUUCAAGUCCAGUUCCAAAUAAAACAGCGAACUCCUCUUGUAACACAGCAGCAAUUAGCCCUGUCGGCUCCAGCAGCAUUAAUGAUUCAGAAGACAGAAUAAGCAGAUUCAUGAGUUUAGACAAUACCUCAUCUGAUAACAACAACAACAACAACAAUAACUAUUCGAUAAGAAGCACCAUCAAGACAGACAGUAUGUUCACGAAUUCAGAAUUCGCUAAAAAAGCACAAUGUGUAGAUUCAUCACCUAUUUCCAAAAGUUACAAUCAUCUGCAUCAGUCGAGUAGCCUGACAGAUAUGGAUGGAGUUCAUCAGUAUACUACAGCAUUCGAGGCAAAAAACUUUAAUUCAUUUUCCAUUCCCCCUUUUCCAAAUGAUUUGAAUGCAGAGUCGUAUUUAAAUUCAACUCAUGACAAGUCAGCCUGCUUAAAUCAUGGAACAAAACUGAGGGCUCAAGGUUCUGGACAAAUCCAACUCUGGCAGUUCUUAUUAGAGUUGCUGGCGGAUAGUCAAAAUAUGGCCUGUAUUACAUGGGAAGGAAAUGAUGGUGAAUUUAAGCUGAUCGAUCCUGACGAAGUAGCACGAAGAUGGGGUGAAAGAAAGUCGAAACCGAAUAUGAAUUAUGAUAAAUUAAGUCGCGCUUUACGGUAUUAUUAUGAUAAAAAUAUCAUGACCAAAGUACAUGGGAAAAGAUAUGCAUACAGAUUUGAUUUCACAGGUCUGGCACAGGCUAUGCACUCAUCAUCUUGUUCACCUUCAUCAACAUCUACACUAUUGUCAUCACCAAGUUGUUCUCUAUCGUCAGCCUUCUCAAGCAAUCCCAUGUGUUUAUCAGACAGAUUAUAUUCAAACCAUAAAGAUAUUAAUUCGGGCGGUAAUGUGAAUGACACUGAAGAUAAAUCCAAAAUUUCUUGGAAGAAAAUUCAAGUUGCAGCAGCCGCAGCUGCAGCUUCCUGUUAUUUUAUUCAUCCGGAUAAACAGUGUCCUAACUCAUUUAACAGUAUGAAUGAUACUGACUCCUAUGCAGUAACUAAUUUACAAGAGAAUAAAAAUUCCGUUAACUGGUGUACAACGAAUGCAUCCCAAAAUAGUGUACCUUCAAGCUGUAACUUUCACGAUUAUUUGUCAUCUGCAACCUUGGGAGCUAGAAGUAAACAACACGAUGAAACGACGUCGAAAUUCACCUAUCCUGUUGAAUCUAACACUAGUUAUUAUGAUAAUCAGAUGGUGAAUGAUGCGAAAUUUUCAUAUCAAGAAAGAGUGAAUUGUUCCAUGCUGUCGGGAAACUACUCACAUUUAUUUAAUCCUCUAUUGUCCAUUGAUAAUCAGAAUCACUCAGAAAAUAACACUGUUCAAAGUGAACUUGAUCACUCAUCGGCUUACUUGAAAUCCCUGUCUGAUGUCAGAAGUAAACUGAAACAUGCGACAAAUACUGAAAACAUUUUCGGUCAAUCCAGUGUAAAUAAUGACUUACAGUUUCUAGACUUUAUACACUCGACAAAUGACUUCAGAAGCUCAUCGAAUUUAUUGUUCAAUUGGCAAAGUAUUCCAAACUCUUAUUCAGUAUCUCCGUCCGUGACAUUACCAUCUUCAUCUGGUUCGCAGUUGACUAAUCUCAGUUAUAAUAAUAAUUCUUCUGGUCAGCAACGUCCACCCCACCACCACCACCAACAACAACAACAACAUGUCUACACUCAGGAAACAAAUGACUGUUCUAUUCACGAUCUAAAUGUGAAUCACUGGUAUGACACAACUUUACAACCAAUAUCCAACACUACUACAAACUGA